UGUCGCUGUCAUAACAGCUGAUAAUGUCAUAGUUAACCAGAAAAGAAAUCGUGUUUAUCGGAUUAUUACUGUGAGAAUAUUGCAAUAACCAUGCCUAAACCAAAAGUGGAAUUCCGCGAUGUUUCAACUAGCAUACAAAUCAUCAGAAACUUCCUUUUAGGCAGAAACUUUAAGAUAGCUUUGCGGUUCCAGCCGUUGAUGGCACCCAGAACACAACCACAACCAGAACUUCCUGAUGGAGUUACACACAAACAUGCUCACAACUAUUACUAUACACGCGAUGGCAGAAGAGAAGUGGCGCCACCCCUUGAUCUUACACAACAACUGCUGACUGAUGGUGCCCAAAAGGGAGAACCUAAAACUGCUUCAGUAAAAGUCCCAAGACCUGGAAAUGUUCAUCUUUGGGAUCAGCACUAUUAUAAUAAUUAAUGUAAAUCUAUGCUGUUAAAUAUAGAUUCAAUUAAAUAGUCU
Molecule: messenger RNA, 471 nt
Organism: Papilio polytes (common Mormon)
Lineage: Eukaryota; Metazoa; Arthropoda; Insecta; Lepidoptera; Papilionidae
Product: NADH dehydrogenase [ubiquinone] 1 alpha subcomplex subunit 7-like
Exons: 4
Coding region: 91-429 (112 amino acids)
Biological process (GO): ATP synthesis coupled electron transport; mitochondrial electron transport, NADH to ubiquinone
Cellular component (GO): mitochondrial inner membrane
Source: RefSeq, a predicted model, not a curated record